AUGAGAUUUGAGGUUUCACGUAUACUUGCUGGUGCAGUAAAUGGUCUCAGCACGAGGAGGAUUUGGGAGGAGCUGCGAAUUCAGGGCCCCAAGGUAUCUUGGCAUAAUUUGGUUUGGUUUCCUGGGCGUAUUCCAGAGCAAAGUACCAUCUUGUGGAUGAUCAUCCUUGACAUGCUACCUACUCGGACAAGACUCCUGCGAAUGGGUCUGAAUAUCGAUACUGACAAUUUUGCGAAAGAACUGUGGGGGAAUGUUUUCUCUUUGUGUGGUAUUAUGCGCAAUGUUAGUACUUGGGAUAGGGAGUUAGAAUGGGCUACUAAACUCCUCAAGGGUAAAUCCCUUAUUGUGCGAAUCCUGAAGCUCGCCCUUGCUGGUCACGUCUAUGCCUUAUGGUGUGAGAGGAAUAGCAUAUUAUUUGGGGAUCGUGCCAGGUUGGUAGGUGAUGUGCUCAAUGAUAUCCGGGAUACUAUUCAGAUCCGCCUCAACAAUUGGUCCAUUUGUAAGUCUAAUUCGAGGAAUAUUGCCCUCUGUGAAAAGUGGGGUAUAUGA
Molecule: messenger RNA, 549 nt
Organism: Hibiscus syriacus
Lineage: Eukaryota; Viridiplantae; Streptophyta; Magnoliopsida; Malvales; Malvaceae
Exons: 2
Coding region: 1-549 (182 amino acids)
Source: RefSeq, a predicted model, not a curated record